GAAACUGCUGUAUUCCARCCAAGCGUUGAUCAUGUUGAUUCUGAUCUAAAUGAAGAGAGUUUGUGGAUUUUAUGUUCUCCUAGAGGCACAAAGAAGCUAAAGUUGGCUCUGGAAAAUUCAUCGCUCUAUGACAACAGCAGAAAAAUAGCACAUCAGCACAGUGACACCAAGCGUAUGGCAAUACCAGUCAAAACAAACCUACACAAUGCACUACAGACWAACAACGACCUGAAAGCUUUGAUAGAGAACUUAUCGGCAAAAAUUGAACUCAUUAAUGACCUCAGUACAACAUCAAAAAAUAACAGAAUUACUCCAAGAGAUGUCCUUAUUCAAAACCUCAGGAAAUUAUUUCAUCAAARUGGACUGGUGAUGAGUGAUGACCUYAUAAGKGAAGUCCCCAAAAGUUGGGAUAAACAUGGUGACCUGGUGCUACUCCCAGARACGUGCUUCACUUCAGAAGACUGGGUCCAGUUUGGUGAGGAAUUGUGGGUAACAGUUGCGCAUGCACUUGGGGCAAAUCGCAUUGGUAAAAAGUCAUGCAUAAUUGAUAAUGAUUAUCGAAGCCCUAGAGUUAAUCUACUKUAUGGAGAGUCUGGAUGGGUUUCGCACAUUGACAAUGGAAUAWCUUACACCUAUGACGUCACAAAGUGCAUGUUCUCUUCUGGCAAUAUAACUGAAAAAAUAAGAGUWGGAMAUUUCGAUUGCGCAGGUCAAACUGUUGUUGAUUUGUAUGCGGGUAUUGGGUAUUUUGUACUACCGUAUUUGGUCAAAGCUAAAGCAAGGCUUGUUUAUGCAUSUGAAUGGAAYCYAGAUGCAGUACAAGCUUUGAGAAGAAAUCUUGAACUUAAUGGURUGCAGGGRAAGUGUAUUGUAAUUCAGGGUGACAAUAGAAAGUUUCCAUACAGUGACAUAGCUGACCAUGUAAACCUUGGUCUCAUACCAUCCAGUGAAGCUGCUUGGCCUGUCGCUUGUGCCGCACUGAASAAAAACGUGGGUGGGUGGCUACAUGUUCAUGGAAAUGUGACAUCAUUAGGGACAGACACAUCCGAGGACAAUACCACACUAGAUCAGCCAACGUGCAAUCGCAAAAUAAAGCAAGCAUGGCUUGAAUGGUCCAAGUAUACUAUUAGAGAGAUACAAAGACUUUUGGUGAAGCAAUCUUUGAACAGUGACUGUGCCAUGUGGGAUGUCCAAGUGAAACACAUUGAGCAUGUCAAGUCAUAUGCUCCACAUGUUGAUCAUCUGGUGUUGGACAUUAAGUGUCAACCAGUGACUUAAAUCCAAAUAAAAUGAAUAAUUCCAAACAUCCAGUAUUCAAGAGAUCAUUGUAGAAUUUUUGUUAAUAAACCUCCUGGGAAGAUGGACACCUUUGGGACCAGAACAAGUGUUCAUCUUUGAUAGGUGUCUGUCGUAUGUAGACAUAAGUUAAAUGACACCAAAAUGCCAUUAUUUGAAGAUGUAAAGAACUUGGGU
This is a messenger RNA of Exaiptasia diaphana, 1473 nucleotides long. Its product is annotated as tRNA wybutosine-synthesizing protein 2 homolog. Gene Ontology annotation, biological process: tRNA methylation. NCBI's taxonomy places the organism in Eukaryota, Metazoa, Cnidaria, Anthozoa, Actiniaria, Aiptasiidae. The transcript has 4 exons. The record is from RefSeq and is a predicted model, not a curated record. Gene Ontology annotation, molecular function: tRNA methyltransferase activity. Gene Ontology annotation, cellular component: cytoplasm. Bases 175 to 1278 code for a protein of 367 amino acids.